AUGGCUGAGCUUCAGCGGUCAAAGACUGGAGACGUCCGAACCAGAGUGGACGACUACUUGAAUGACAAGAUCCAAACCGCGGCGGAUCUUGAGCAGGUGGACUCUCUGCUACAACGAGUACAAGAACAACAAGAUCUAUUGCGGAGACAGCUAGAAGAUGCCAGAAAAGACCUUACCGAUGCACAAAAGCGGGUUGAUGAGCGAUCAGACGAGCUGCGGACGAAAGCAGAAGCAUAUCAAAGAGAGCAGGCGCAGCUGAACGAGCGGCUUCACGAGCUUACAAGGUCAUCUGUCAGCGACGAUGCCGCGCAAAAGUUCGAGGCUCGUAUGAGCAAGGUCCGCAGUUUAGAGAUUGCUCAAGCCUACCUUGAAAUGGUCCAGCAGAUGAACACACUGAAUGACGAAGCGAGAUCGACCCUAUCGGUCAAGGCAUACAAUCGGAUAAGAGCCCUUUGGAAACACGUCCAGGAUGCACAGACAGUCGCCGAAGGAGCCGCUCCUCAGCUCGUGUAUCUGUUCGAGCAGACGUCCAAGCAGCUAUAUGAGACCUUGAGAGAUGCUCUGGAAAACGAGCUUCGGAAGACGCUAGAGCAGAUGAAAUGGCCUGGAAAGGAGCUGAACUUCUCGGGACGUCUGCGCCAGGAAUGGGAGGAACAGACUCGGCGACUUCUCGAACUUCAAGAUCCCGACCUGAUUGAAGCAUUUGCAGAUAUCGACAUUCGAAGUCGAUCUGCCGCUCCCGAUCCCGUGGUGCUCCUCCCACUCGCAGUAAUGGUCCAACCUCUCGCGGUGAGGUUCCGUUACCAUUUCUAUGGUGACAAGCCGACCAAUCGACUGGACAAACCAGAGUACUACCUUACACACGUCCUAGACUUACUGGAGCGCCACAGCGGUUUCAUGAACGACAUGCUCGGCCCCAUCCUCGAUGAAAGAGCAGUGAACUCAGAAACUCUGGAGUCGAUCUACACCGAUGCCACCUCGGCUUUCAUCACUGCCCUGCUGCCCAUGGUUGAAGCAAAAUGUCUGUCCUUUCUACCACAGAUUUCCCAGCAACCACAACUACUGUCCCACUUCCUGCACGAGCUAAUGGCGUUCGACACCACUCUUCGCGAUACAUGGGGUUAUGUUCCUAUCCCCCGAAUGGUGGCCGAGUGGAAAGGGUUGACCUGGAGAAUGCUCAACACGCACGGCUAUUUCGACACCUGGCUACGAGUCGAGAAAGACUUUGCACUUUCCCGCUACCGAAGCAUCAGAGAUGCCCCGGAUAGCAAUGACAUUGACUUUGACGCCGAGUCCGGGCAAACGAAGCCCACGAAAGGCGCGAUCCGCGUCAACGACCUCCUCGAGACCAUCACGGACCGAUACCGGAGCCUCUCCUCGUUCAGCCAAAAGAUGAAGUUCCUUCUCGAGAUCCAGCUGUCCAUCUUCGAUGACUAUCACAGCCAUCUCCACGGCGCUCUACAAGCAUACCUCGUGUCAUCUCACACGGCGGGCCGACUCCUUCAGGGCCAAAGCGAAGCCGAAGCCUUCGGUCUGAAAGGUCUCGAAUCCCUAGCCAAGGUCUUCGGGAGCGCCGAAUUCCUCGAGCGCAAAAUGUCAGACUGGAGCGACGACGUCUUCUUCCUCGAACUCUGGGACGAGCUGCAAUACCGCGCCAGAGCAAACAGCGGCCAUGACGCCUCGGUGGGCACAGGACUGAGAGUCGAAGACGUCGCGGAAAAGACUUCCACCGCCAUCAAGGCGAAUGGCACAAAACACGGUGGCGGUGGCGGCGACGACAAUGACGAUGACGACGACGCUGAUCUCGAUGGAAGCGGCCUGUUCGACCAGACGGCCUCGGCAUAUCGCCGUCUCCGUGAGCGCAGUGAAGAGGAAAUGCUCCGCUUCUUCGACGUCAACCUGAAAGCCGCGCUGCGCCCGUACGCAAAGUUUGCGCAGUGGUCAUCGCUCGCCGAGUCACCCUCGGAUCCGGCGGCCAUGCCGCCCUCGUCCAGCCUGGACAGUUUUUUCAACACCACAGCCACCCUCCUCGGCUAUCUGUCCCGCGUGUUGGCUCCGGCCUCGCAGCGCCGCAUCAUCAAGCAUUACUGCCUGGCGCUGCAGCGCGAAAUCUAUGACAACGUCCUGAUGCACCACACGUUCUCGGCGGCCGGGGCGGCUCAAUUCGCCAGAGACCUUUCCGAGAUCAAGGCCAGUAUUGAGAAGCAGAGUAAAUUACGGGCGGCCGCAGGGGGGAGUCUCAGACGGCUUGAAGAGGCCGUCUACCUACUCUCUCUGGACGCGUCCAAGGAUGGAGGCAACGUUGAGGAUGAUGGUUGGGGGUUCGACGACGACGGCGACGACGAUGACAAAGAAGGCAGGAGAGUUACGGGCGAUGACGGCAACGGGAAAAGUCUAGGGUUAUGGGAGGCUGAGCGACUGAUUUUCGAAAGCAAUGAAGCAGCACGGAAGGCGUUGGCGGAAAUGGGGCUGGUUCAUCUCAGCGAAGGAGAGGCGCGGAACGUAUUGAAGCGGAGGGUCGAGUUGAAUGGUUUGUAG
Molecule: messenger RNA, 2538 nt
Organism: Cladophialophora carrionii CBS 160.54
Lineage: Eukaryota; Fungi; Ascomycota; Eurotiomycetes; Chaetothyriales; Herpotrichiellaceae
Exons: 2
Coding region: 1-2538 (845 amino acids)
Biological process (GO): retrograde vesicle-mediated transport, Golgi to endoplasmic reticulum; regulation of ER to Golgi vesicle-mediated transport; endoplasmic reticulum to Golgi vesicle-mediated transport
Cellular component (GO): Dsl1/NZR complex
Source: RefSeq, a predicted model, not a curated record